Pelobates cultripes (western spadefoot toad) is the source of this 25738-nucleotide messenger RNA. Lineage: Eukaryota; Metazoa; Chordata; Amphibia; Anura; Pelobatidae. The record is from the annotation of a GenBank genome assembly.
AUGUUGCAAUUUAGACCAAGAGCCAAGCCUUCGCCAUUGUCCUUUUACAGGGACAUACCAGGAGGGAACUAUGGGCUUAGCAAUAACAGAUCUUUUAAUUCGAGAGAUUCGAAUUUCCAGUGGAAGACGGAAGCUAGUUUUAUAUACUACAUUGAAGAUGAAGAUGAUGAUGUAGAGGAGCAAAAAUGGUCAGAAAGAGAAGAGCAAAGGUUGGAUUUAUGGAAGAGUCAAUGUCUUGCAGCACAACUAGACCGUAGUAACUAUGAAGAUUAUGCAGAAAGCCCCCCUUUUUUACCCUCUUUUUUCGUAAAUAAGAAGAAAGAUUUGCUGAGCAUCAAUGUGGGUGGAACAAGCUAUCAAAUCUCCUACAUGGUGGCAGCCAGUUAUCCCAAAACUCGGAUAGGUCGCUUGGCUACAUAUACAGAUCGUCAGCGAAAGCUAGAUCUCUGCGAUGACUACAAUCCAAGAGAAGAUGUCUAUUUCUUUGACCGUGACCCCGCUGUAUUUCACCACAUUUAUAACUUCUAUCGUACUGGAGUUUUAUGGAUAAGGGAUGAGCUGUGUCCCAGAAGUUUCCUGGAGGAGAUCAACUACUGGGGAAUAAGAAUUAAACACACUCCCCGCUGUUGUCGAAUUUUAUUUGAAGAGAGACAGGAUGAGUUAAACGAGCAACUGAAGGUGCAGAGAGAGCUCAGAGCUGAGAUGGAGACAGAGGAAAAUGAGGAGUUCUUCAGAGGAAUGCUGUGUGGGAAUCUAAGGCGUCGAAUAUGGAAUCUGAUGGAGAAACCAUUUUCAUCAAUCACAGCCAAGGCAAUGGCAGUAGCAUCCAGUUUCUUUGUCCUUAUAUCCGUUGUGGCCAUGACUCUUAACACCGUUGAAGACAUGCAGUAUAAGAAUGCUUCUGGUCACCCCACUGGAAGGCCCUAUCUGGAACAUGUAGAGACCCUAUGUAUUGCCUUUUUUACUCUGGAGUAUAUACUAAGACUCAUCUCCACUCCCGACCCACAACGCUUUGUGCGCAGCGCCCUUAAUGCUGUGGACCUGAUUGCCAUUUUACCGCUCUAUUUACAGCUGCUUCUUGAGAAGUUUACUGAUGAAGACCAAAAUGGAAAACGUUCUAGUCAUGAACAAGAGAUUGAAGCAGUGGGUAGGGUUGGAAAACUAGGACAAGUGCUAAGAAUUAUGAGGCUCAUGCGUAUUUUCCGGAUCCUAAAAUUAGCACGUCAUUCUACUGGGCUUCGAGCAUUUGGCUUCACUCUUCGCCAGUGUUAUCAGCAGGUGGGAUGUCUGCUCCUUUUUAUUGCCAUGGGAAUUUUCUCUUUUUCGGCAAUGGUGUAUACAGUGGAGCAUGAUGUCUCUGGCACCAACUUUACCAGCAUCCCUCAUGCAUGGUGGUGGGCAGCAGUAAGUGUCAAGAUUUUAGUGAAACAAAUAACAGAGAAUAAACACUCCAAGUGUGUGGCUGGGUACAAACUCAUGAGCUUACCUAACACCUCCAAAACAGCAAAAUUCAGUAAUAAGAGUUGCAACACAAAAAAAACAAACCCACUCUGGUGGAAUAUACUUUCUUUCAAGUAUCAUUUGGUGCCGCGAACUCUUAUGAUAUUUUGCUGUAUCUUUAGGUAAUAGUUGCACAAAAAUAUCUGUAGUAUUAGACUGACAAUUGCGCAGUAAUACCCUUUAAUUUUGUUUUUAUUUUGUUUAGCACUUCCUAAUUCAGUUUUGUCUUUAAAUGGGCGUUUAAAUAAAAUAUAAAUUGAGCUUAUAUUAGCACAAAUUUACUUUUAACAUAUCUGACUCAGAUUUUAAUUUAUCCAUCUUUUCCGUGAAAAGUGCAAAGCCUUGCAUAAAUGCAUUUCCAUUUCAUUUUGAAGCCUAUGUUCUCUUCUGUCUUACAAUGAAGGUGGGUGGAGGCAUAUGCUUUUAACCCACCUUCAAUUGUGUUCUAUACAAUAAACUUUACCUCCUGCAGCCUUCAUAGACACUUGUUGGUAUGCAUUGUCUUUGAGAUUUAAUAUAAUCAGAUUAUACAUAAUGAGUUUGUAUGUUUAUAGUGGUUAUUAUGAAGAACAAGUAUGUGGCAAAGUUUUCAAAUUAGAGCAAUCACCAUGGAAACCCACUGAAUGUUUUGCUUGUUGCUCCAUAUUUAGCAUAUUACCCCAGAAUUGCUCUGAGUUGUUACAACAUUUAAAAGUGUUAGACUGUUCCAGGUGGUCAAUAUUUGUUUGAAUUCUGUUGUUGUCUAAUCUAUAUCUUCUAAUCUUCUAAACAAAAAGCCACAGUGCCUCACAUAAUGGACCUCAAUUGACUCUUAUAGUACUAUUGGAACUAUAGCAACAGUAACCAUGUACCUCUCAAUAACUGCAUAACUCCAUGUUACAACUGGAGUUAUGCAAAGAUUGCUAAAUACCUUAAGAUAAUAGAUUACUGAAUACAAAGUGCCCUACUUUCGGCCAUUCUUAAUGGAAAAAAAUCCCUUUCUCUCUUUUCUUGGGGCAUAGUAUGUUCACUUUAAUAAGUGGAAUUGUACAUUGAUAAGAAAAAAAACAUGAUUAAACAUUUGCAUUUAUGUUAAUGUGCAUAUUUAACCUCAAUUGACCCUGUUCUGAAUGACAUAAGUAGCUCUCAAUAAUAAGUAAGUUAUUAAAAAUUCCUAAAUAGUCUAAAACAACUAUAAUGUAUAUUAUAGGCUUUUUUUAAAAAAAGAUUAAUCUAAAUCUAAAAGAUUAGAGUGAUUAGAGAAAGACUGAUAUUUUUGCAACAAAAUAUAAAAAUACAAGUCUUUAUUUUUCUGUUCAGUGCAUAUUAGAUAGUUCUUCAAACUUUCAUGCCAACUGAGCUUGUCAUAAGCAAGAAACAUACACAUUUUAAAGGGUCGUUUUCCACAUGAUCAUACAGGAACACACUAUAGAUUGCCAUUGCCCAUGGAGUUUCUUACCAAAUACAUCAAUCACUCUCUCAGUACAUACAUAUAUAAUUUAAGGGAUGAUGGAUAUAAUAUGUGUAGUUUGUGUAGUAUGUGUGCUUCACUUGGUCAAUGGCAAUUAAAAGGCUCAGGAAUGAUAGCUGGUAAGGGUCAAUGGUUACAAUCCCAUAUGCCAAAAAGCAUUUAGCCAGGGUUUGCAAUUUCUGCCAAGGAGCCACAGAGCAUAUAAUUUCCUGUUGUCUAAAGUGAUUUCGAUACCAUUAAUGGGCCAAUGAUUUAACAUCACGAUAUUACAUCAAGGACAGGUCAAAAUGACUUGAGUCCCACAUAGAGAGAUAAUAGAAAUUUAUCUAAUUUGAGGUUUUCACUAAAGUGAAAAUUCAAAAUGAAUUAAAAAUUUAAGGUCAAACUGGAAACAUUCCCUAAGGCCGCUAUAUAUCCAGUUGAGCUACUUUGACUUUAAAUCUGAAAUUCACUUUUAAUUCUCCAUUUAGUGAAUAAACCCUAUACAGGUUUCAGUACUGGUUUCCUAAUGAUUAAAUAUUGAAACCAGUCUAACUUGCAUGUUUAUAUUCCACAGGUCUUUAUUGAUGUAUACUUUUGAAUACCAAUUAAUUCCAUAGUGCACAGGAUCUUCUGUUAAAAAAAUUUCUAUGUAGACCUAAAAACCUUCCUCCACUCCCAAUUCGUCUAUACAUUUCUAGUGCUUUGCUUGUCAGGUAUUCGAUACCGUUUUCAAAAUCAAAUUAUAUCAUUUUACCAUCGCAAUUGUUAAAAAUAUAUGGUGGAUUAUAUUCCGAGACUCAUGGUGUAGUAUAAAGAAUAAAGUAGUGCAGUGAACUUUCCAGUUGACUUACUCACUGUUCCAAGUGAUACAUUUAAAAAAAUUAAAAUAGAGCUGUAUUUUGUUUUUCUGUCUGGUGCUAUCAAUUUAACUACAAGAGUCAGGACAUCAUCAGUCAUUUCUUUACGCCUAAGUCAUUAUACCACCUUCUGUGUCAUUAACCUUUAAUCAUUAGCUUUUACUAUUCAUUGUUGCCUGGAAUCCAGUUCUGAAACUUGCAUUUAGCAAAUGUAUAUUUUCACAGAUAUAGCUAAAUUUAACAUGACAAAUCACUGCACUUUAUCUGCAAAUACUUUCUGAAACAUCUCAAAUAAAUUUAAUGCCUUUUUUCCUCUGCUGUUUCUAUUACAUUUAGGACAAAGAUACAAGUCAAGUUUUGAUUUCAUACACAUACAGUGAGGGAAAAAAGUAUUUGAUCCCCUGCUGAUUUUAAAUGUUUGCCCACUGACAAACAAAUGAUCAGUCUAUAAUUUUAAUGGUGGGUGUAUUUUAACAGUGAGAGACAGAAUAACAAAAAAAAAAAAAAAAUCCAGAAAAGCGCAUGUAAAAAAAGUUAUAAAUUGAUUUGCAAGUUAAUAAGUGAAAUAAGUAUUUGACUCCUUUGACUUAUUACUUGGUGGCAAAACCCUUGUUUGCAAUCACAGAGGUCAGAUGUUUCUUGUAGUUGGUCACCAGGAUUUUGUCCCACUCCUCUUUGCAGAUCCUCUCCAAGUCAUUAAGGUUUCGAGGCUGACGUUUGGCAACUCGAACCUCAGCUCCCUGCACAGAUUUACUAUGGGAUUAAGGUCUGGAGACUGGCUUUGGCCAUUUCAGGACUUUAGUGUGCUUCUUCUUGAGCAACUCCUUUGUUGUGUUGGCUGCGUGUUCUGGGUCAUUGUCAUGCUGGAAUACCCAUACACGACCCAUUUUUCAAUGACCUGGCUGAGGCAAGGAGCUUCUCACCCAAGAUUUGACGGUACAUGGCCCCAUCCAUCGUCCCUUUGAUGAGGUCCAGUUGUCCUGUCCCCUUAGCAGAAAAAUACCCCCAAAACAUAAUGUUUCCACCUCAAUGUUUGAGAGUGGGGAUAGUGUUCUUCGGGUCAUAGGCAGCAUUCCUUCUCCUCCAAACACGGCAAGAUAUGUUGAUGCCAAAUAGCUUGAUUUUGGUCUCAUCUGACACUUUCACUCAGUUCUCCUCUGAAUCAUUCAAAUAUUCACUGGCAAACUUCAGACGGGCCUGUACAUGUGCUUUCUUGUGCAGGGGGACCUUGCGGGUGCUGCAGGAUUUCAGUCCUUCACGGCGUAGUGUGUUACCAAUUGUUUUCUUGGUGACUAUGGUCCCAGCUGCAUUGAGAUCAUUAACAAGAUUCUCCCGUGUAGUUCUGGGCUGAUUCCUCACCAUUCUCAUAAUCAUUGAAACUCCACAAGGUGAUAUCUUGCAUGGAGCACCAGACCGAGGGAGACUGACAGUUAUUUUGCGUUUUUCUUUUAAUUGUGAAUAAUCGCACCAACUGUCACUUGGCGAUGGUCUUAAGCUCCUCUGGAUCUUAAAAGGGGAUCCGACACCCUUAUUCUGUUGCCUUGAGCUGAUGAAUAAUAUUAGCUGGCCGGGAUAAUCAGGAACUUAGAACCAAUGAGUAAAAUAAUAGUAAAAUAAAAUAAACAAAAUAUACAUAAAAAUAAAAAGUCCAAUUGGAAAUAAAAUAUGGCUAGUAGAAGUGAUAUCAAAGUGAUAUAAACAAAUGUAAGAUUUGUUUUAAAGGGAUACUCUAAGCACCAUAACAACUACAGCACAUUAUACCUGACAAAUGAAUGCUGUCCUGACUUAGAUCUCAAUUUCAUACUUUUGGAUAACCUUUUCAAAUGGUAGUUUAACGUGUACACAGUGGUUAUGGUCAAUGUGUGAAUCAUUGUCAUCAAAAUAAUAGUAUAAUUUAUUCAACUCAAUAGUAAAAUAAAAUAAACCAAAUAUACAUAAAUAUAAAAAGUCCAAUUGGAAAUAAAUUAUGGCUUUCUCCAAAACGUGUUUUGUUUCCUACUACACUGUGACAGUAUCUUGCUAUCUACCAACUGAGGAAGCCAAUAGGCGAAACACAUUUUGGAGAAAACCAUAAUUCAUUUCCAAUUGGACUUUUUAUCUUUAUUUUGUUUAUUUUAUUUUACUAUUGAGUUGAAUAAAUUAUACUAUUAUUUUACUCAUUGGUUCUAAGUUCCUGAUUAUGCCGGUCAGCUAAUAUUACUCACAGUGGCGUACACAUGACCCAUGGGGCCCCGGUGCGAAAAUUGAUCCGUGGGCCCCCCCCCCGCGCGGGCCGUGCCGCAACACAUGGCGGUGGGCACCUGGUCGCAGGGGUUACAGGGCUGCGACCCCUGCGACCGCGGUAUGUACGCCAGUGCAUGCAGAUGCACACACACCAAAGGGAUUGUUUAUGCACCUGCAGACCACUUCAGCUUAAUGAAGUGGUCUGGGUGCCUGGUCCAGCUAGGGUUAACCCAUUUUUUAAUAAACAUAGCAGUUUCAGAGAAACUGCUAUGUUUAUCAAUGGGUUAAGCCUUUCCCCUAUUCCCUCUAGUGGCUGUCUCAUUGACAGCCACUAGAGGCGCUUGCGUGCUUCUCACUGUGAUUUUCACAGUGAGAGCACGCCAGCGUCCAUAGGAAAGCAUUAUGAAUGCUUUCCUAUGUGACCGGCUGAAUGCGGGCGCAGCUCUUGCCGCUCGUGCGCAUUCAGCCGACGGGGAGGAGAAGAGGAGGAUAGGAGGAGGAGAGCUCCCCGCCCAGCGCUGGAAAAAGGUAAGUUUUAACCCCUUCCCCCUUCCAGAGCCGGGCGGAAGGUCCCUGAGGCGGGGGCCAGGGUACUAUAGUGCCAGGAAAACGAAGCAGCCUUUUCCUUCUGGUGCACUAUAGUGGUCCCAAAAUGGACCACUAGACACCCAGACCACAUCAGCUCAAUGAAGUUGUCUGGGUGUCAGGUCCCUCUAGUUUUAACCCUGCAGCUGAAAACAUAGCAGUUUCAGAGAAACUGCUAUGUUUCACUGAGGGUUAAUCCAGCCUCUAGUGGGUGUCUCACUGACAACCGCUACAGGAGCACACUGAACGUCCAUAGGAAAGCAUUGAGUAAUGCUUUCCCAUGGGCGGUUUGAAUGCGUGCGCGGUCGCAUUCGGAGCUGAGGGAUACCCAGCGCCAAGGGAGUCCGGCGCUGGAGAAAGGUAAGUGCUGAAGACACACACACUCUCACUUACAGACGCAUACACAUUAGCUAACAGACACACACAUUUACUGACAGAGAUACAGUCAGCGACAGACAUACAUACACACUCACUUACAAAACAUACACUCUUAUUGACAAACACACACUCACUAACAGACAUCAAACAGACUCACUAACACACACACUCAGUAAGACACACACAGUAACACACUAACACUCACUAGCAGACACACACACUAACACUCACACUAACACUGACACACACACUAACACUCACACACACACUAACACUCACUCUAACACUCACACACACUAACACUCACACUAACACUCACACAUGAUUUUUUUUUUUUUAUAUAUAUAAUCCCCCCAGCCUCCUUACCUUUUGGAGUGCUGGGGAGGAUUAUUCCCUGGGGUCCAGUGGGGCUCCUGGGCGGGUGGCCGGUCGGGCAGGCAGGCAGGCGGGCGCGCGAGGGAGCACUCAGUGCUUUCUCUUCAGCUCCCUCGCGUGCCGCGUAGGGAUGCCGGCGCCGGAAGAUGACGUCAUCUUCCGGCUCCGGUAUCAUUGCGGUGCGCGAGGGAGCUGAAGAGGAAGCACUGAGUGCUCCCUCGCGCGCCCGCCUGCCUGCCUGCCCGACCGGCCACCGGCCCGGUGUCAGCAGGGCCAGCCUCGGGGGGGCCCUGGGGUGGUCGGCUCCUGGGCCCCCAAGGGGAAGAGGCUGGCCCAGGGCGUACAUACCGGGUCGCAGGGGCGGCCGGGCCCCCUGGUGGGCCGGGCCCGGUCGCAGUCGCGACCCUGGUAUGUACGCCAGUGAUUACUCAUCAGCUCCAAGAAACAGAAUAAGGGUGUCGGAUCCCCUUUUAAGAUCCUGAGUUUUAUCUUAAUGGGUUUGUCCAGGCAGUCAGAAAAAUAUUGGCAAAAUCCAGACGGACUGAUAAUACCAUGCUCUUGCAUCUGGAAUGGACAUGUAUUUUGUGUUUAAUUCCCCUUACAAAGAAGCAUAUCCCUGGUCUCAUUAAGUUACUGACAUUUAAAAAAACAAACAGGUAAAACGCAAAAAUUAGAUGUUGAAAACAGAAUGUUCUCACAUUACGCUGCAGCCGAUUAACUACAUUUUGAUUUAUUUUUAGGUCAGCAUCUCCACCGUGGGUUAUGGAGACACAUACCCAGAAACCCAUCUUGGACGACUCUUUGCCUUUCUCUGUAUUGCUUUUGGAAUCAUUCUAAAUGGGAUGCCAAUCUCCAUCCUUUAUAACAAGUUCUCAGAUUAUUACAGCAAACUGAAAUCUUAUGAAUACACAACAAUUCGAAAAAAAAGAGGAAACGUUAAUUUUACUGGCAGAGCCAUGCAGAAGAUUUCAGAGUGUUACGGUGGAGUAUCAACACAGGAACUUCCUGGGCACAGACAUUAACGACAGUCUCCAGUAAAUUUGGGAGGGACUAGGGUAAAAUGAAUACCCGAGUAAUAUUCAAUAAGUAAUUGUACUGGAGUAACAAGAGCAUUAAUAAACAUGCCAUUCAAAAUGAUCUACAGCUAAUAAAGCCUAUUCAAUAAUGAACCCUCACAACGUCAUAGCCCCAAAUGUCAAACUUACUUGUUCACCCAAUGUAUAGCUGUAUGGAACAUGGUGGUGUUUAAUAAAUUAUAACAAUUCACAGUCUGUGCUGAUCCCUAUUUAUAACAAGCAGAUACUGCUGUUUAUACACCUAAUGUCUACAAGGCCUUCAUUUGUACUUAUGCAGAUUCAUGUCUAAAGCUGUAAAUCAGCUCGACAUAAAAUCAUUAGUUUGACAUACCAUGCCAUCCAAACCUCUAGAAGUCAACAAUAACACAUUAACCCCUUAAGGACACAUGACGAAAAUAUUCCUUCAUGAUUCCCUUUUAUUCCAGAAGUUGUGUCCUUAAGGGGUUAAAGGGAGACAGCCUCUUACUCUCCAGCUGCUGCAGACUAUCAAUUUCUGCUGACGAGAGUUUCCACAUUCUUAAAGGGAUAGACUCAGUGCUAAAACUACUUUAUACUAAUGUAGUGGUUUUGGUGUAUAGAUGCUGGCAAUUUAAAACAUUGCUGUUUCUGUGAAAGGGCAAUGUUUACAUUUGCCUGAAAACACACCUAUAGUGGCUGUCAGACAGACUCCCAUAGAACUUUAAAUUCUCAUAGAUAUUCAUUUUUCUCGUUUACAAGAAAAAAACAAAGAACACAAGGUUCUACGUCUCUGUGUACCCACCUGUAUGUACUCUCCCCAGAGUGGAAAAAGAAGGGGGGGAGAGAUUAACAGGUGCCACACAGGGACUAGUGUACCGAAACGAGACUCCAGGUAUCUCGAAGGGGCUUAACCCCAAAUAGACAAAGAAAAUAUAGGACAAUGAAAAAUGCAGUCUGUCUCAGAAUGUGUUUAAGAUUAGCUGCAUAGCCUGGAAAUAUAUAUAACGGUAUAGUGUGAUAUAAACCCUGGUUUACUAAUCUAUAGAAGCUGUUAGAGACCUAUAGUAAGAAAAUAAUAAAAAAUAAAUGAAGUAUAUACAAGUGAAACUGAAAUUCCAUGCCAAGUCGGGAUGUAAUUGAUAGGGAUAUCAAGGUAUAACCUAUACCAUAGCUACACCCUAAUUAUCAGCUUUAUUAUAAUUUGCUAUUGGGGUAGGAGUAUCCAAAAAAUUAAAUCCCAUGCAAUUAUCUAUCCUAGGAAAUGUCUAGUAUUAGAAUAAAUAUAACAUGGGCUCAGAGUCGAGCUAAAGUAGAUAGAUACGAGGAUAGAGGUAAUUGAUAGAUCAAAAACCAGUCAAAAAAAUAGACUGAUAGUUAAGAUUAAAUUGCAAAGCCUCUCUCCCUGUAAAUCUAACUAGACAGGCAUAGAACAGAAAUGGAGAUAGAUUAAAUACAGUGCAGAACCAUGGUGCUUCAUUCACCGUUGCCCAGUGUUCAUAUCAGUGAUAUGAGGAGAAAAAGGGCAUUUUUCUCUUCAUAUCACUGAUAUGAACACUGGGCACUGGUGAAUGUAGCACCAUGAUUCUGCACUGUAUUUAAUUGAAGUCCGGAGCGCAUUAUUUUUAAGUUUAAGUAUUUUUAUUUUAUUUUUUGGUUAACUUAUUCAUCAAUUCCUGUAUAUAGGACAUUAAAUGUGUACUUGCUGGGUAUUUCAAUUUUUAUGCUAUACACAUUUAGAUUUAAAGGGAGAUUUCCAUGGAUUACAUAGAAUAUGUAUUAACACAGCAUGCACAAAAAAAAAAAAAAACAUCCUCUAUUGCUGCUUUUGAAAGAGAUGGUAAUUGGCUUUCUCACUUUCACAAGGUUGGGAAAUGGGUAUUGAUCUAAUUUUUUUGUUGUUUUUUUAUUUAUUUAUUUUUAUUAUUAUUAUUAUUAUUUUUUUUUUGCUACAAUCUGACACAUGCAAGACAUUACAUUCAUAAUAUGAAUAGCAGUACACUAUAUACACAGGCCAGCUUUCUCAGAAAAAAGUAAACAUGUCAGAGUGUGGGUUUUUGGAAAAUUAGCUAGAAAACACUAAUAAUGAAAAACCCAGCAUUUACAUCUUAACGUAUGAAAUAAAAAAAUUCCGAGGUGUGAAUCUCGUGAAUAAAAAUAUAAGUAAUAUGAAAAUCUGUGAGUAUUGUCAACAGCGAAGGUAUAAUAUAUAGCUCUCACUAAACAUACAAAAGGUGUGAGGGAUAAGUGGGAGCUGAGGGGGAGGGAGAACAAAUACACAAAAGUAAGUCCUGAGCUCAAACUCCCACUACUCCUGGGCGGCAGCAAUGACCAUAGCACACAUCAGCCCCAAUACAUACAAAACAAGCAAAGAAAAAAAGAGUUACCUGUGCACUAGCCCAAGGGGAAGGAUAACAAAAGCCAAACUAUUUACCAGAUUUGGUUACAUCGUAGACCUGCAAAAAUAGCACCCAGGGCCACCGGAAAGGAUGAAAAAAUAAUGCGAAAUCAAGGAGAAGGAAAUACAACCAAAAAAGUUGAGGCACAGAUCAUUGGAAGAUUAAGUCCCAAUAUAAUCAGAGAUUCAGGUAAUUGCUGCCUCUGGAGCACAUCUCUCUGCUGGUAUAAAUGAAGGUAUUCGUGCAGGAUCCAAUGCGUGAGUGUUAGCACCCUUAGGUCUAGUAUUGUUGGUCGGAGAGUCUGGGCUGAGGCACCAGGACAUCAUCCAUCUCUGAUAAAUCCUAGACUCAAAGCUCCCAGUUAUUUUGUGGAAUAAUCCAUGAUCGUGGAGUACCCCAGCAUAUCUCAGAUCAAAGGAAAAUUAGGAUAGCAUAAGGGAACAAAGUAAUCUCCUCCAGAGCAAAAUGGAUCUAGAUAGAUCAGUGAGGAGAGUGAGAUUCAUUUUUAUGGAGUUUUGCCUCCGACAGCAUUUUGUCUUGACCAUUUUGGAAUUUUACAAGGAGGGUACUUAAGGUAGAAGUUGUGGCGACUUUAGGUUUUGGUAGAUGAAACAUACCAUCUAAUUGUAUUCCCUUGCUUGCUUGGGGUACCCUUAGAGGUUAUGGUCUCCUCAACACAGAUACAUCUUAAUCUUAAUUAAAUUACUUUCCUAGAAUUUUAGAUGUCUGUGGAUAUUUUCUGGUGUAGAUCUGCUGGUGGGUUUUUAAGAAUGCCAGUUGUCAUUGGGGAGUCCCCAUGGUUGGUUAGGUUUAGCACAGUGCCUCAGAGAAUCUAUUAUUGUCUUAAUAAAUCUGACCACUGGGUAUUCAUUUUUCAUUCUUAAUUUAAUAGUUAACAUAAGGAGCAGUGUUUUAAUUGUCUUGUGUUUUGUAUUAAUUUGGCACAUUUCAUUAAGACUGUAAAGAACACAAAUUUCCAUCACAAUGGACAAAGAAACACUACAAGCAAAGGCAAUUAAAACAGCAGUGGGGCCUACUUUGAGUUAAAGUAAAGAAAGGAUUAGUAAGUAAUUAAAACCUACUGGCAGUAUUUGGUGUGGAAAGUUAUAAAUAUUUACCCUUCUGUUCUUCCCAGGACAUCCAAACUUUGUGAUAUGAGGCCAUAGUUAUCACCAAUUCUGAUUAACAUAAGAUGCACAGUAGUUGUCAUAACCAUAGGCAAGUUAUUUUACUGAAUACAAAGUGAGCUUUGAUAGGUAGCAGGUGAUAGGUAGCCCCUCCGCAGGCUUCAAGGGCAAGAUGAUACUUGGUUCUAAAUUGAAUGGCCUGAAAAAGAUGAGUUUUUGUUUUUUUGUCAAUCAAAAUUUUAUUUUGAGGCACAGAGUGGUAAAAACACAGUAUACAGUGGUGACAGGAAUACAAUUGGAGAUAGGUAGCAUCUGCAGAGCUGCAUCCAGAUCCCAAUGUAUUGCAAAGUCUAACUGCAGGGUAUCACUGCUCUAAUUGUUACUGUGCUCGAUAGUUGCUCCAAGAUGGGCCUUUCCCAGUGCUGUAGUUCCAGUCGGUCCUGGCCAGGAACUGCUUCCCUGUCCCUUUGCUCAAUCUUAUGUGUUGGAUUCUGAGGUAUGUGGGCAGUCAGGACAUCCGGUGCUAUGGUUCGCAUGUAAGCAGACAACUUCUCACAGAAGGAAUCAAAGAGCCUGUUUAACUUGCUCACCACAUCUAACUCUUCACAGCAAGAGUCUGAAGAGCAUGUGGCACCCGCCAUUAUGUAUGCCACAUGGUAUCAGCUUUUCAUUAUUGCCACGCGCUGUCAGCAUAGCAAAGGAGCUUCCAGAGUGUAGACCAGGAUCACCCCCAACCAUUCAAAGGGAGGGGGGGAAACAGGGCACCAACUGACGCUUAAUGCAGCUCGACUUGCUCCAGGCGGAAAAUAGUGCGCCUCUCCCCAUCUUGGCACCAGGCUGCAGGAAACUCAGAGUAGUUGCCAGGAAUGUGUCCACAUUAGUUAAGUUACGGUCACUUCGACUGGGUCAGAACAAGGCUAGAGGUGCCCAGCUAUCAAUUUGAAGCAGUGAUGGGUCAAAUAAUCGCUUAAAAAAAUUAUGAUUAUUAAUGCAAAUGCCCGGAGCUCUUUCAGGACAUGUCUAGCUUUGCUAAAAUUGCACUGCUCUUUGACAGGUCCACUACAUGUAGGGCAAUGUUCCAUUUGCUCUGAAUAAUAUCCAGCACAUUUCUGAGGGUGUGGUUGCUAUGUUAAAUCAAAGCAUCUAUAAACAGCAUUGUGGCUUGGCUACUUAAUCAAAAAUUAGGAAAGGGAGAAAAAAAGGGGAUAUUUUUCCCGCCAGUUGUCGUGAAUAGAAAUGAUAAACAACAUUAUAGUAAUUAGAUUACAGCAGCUUUGUCUUUGUCUUUCUGGUUGCAUGUUAAUGACUGUUCUAGAGUGAAGCCCUACCUUUUGCUCAUAGUUGCCUCCCGGCUAUCUGGGCCAAGACCAUAUUCCCCCACUCACUCCCCCAAUAUUUCUACCUCCUGAUGAUUUGGGACCACCAUCUCUUGCUCCCCGAGCCAACCCCACACCCCCAGUUGUAUCUCUUGCCUCCCCUCUGUAAGUUAACAAGUGCUAGAAGUCUUCCCUGUAGGCUGAACUCAGCAACUAUGUCUAAAUUAUAGCAUAACUCUGUGACCUGCCUCGUGCUGUGAAAUUCUUCCAGCUGUAGGCUCAGUUGUUGUGGUAUGUGGGUUAUAAACCUUUUCAAAUGCUCAUAAGCAUAAGUUUCUGCAUGAAUAUAGCAGGGCACCAUCUGGGAUGUUCUGCGGCAGCUUGAUAUUGCCAUCUUUCACUAUGCGUCUAUUUUGCAAGUCAGAAUAGGCGAGAAGGCCCGCAUAAACCCUAAUCUCCAGUCCCGGUCGUAAGUCUACAUUGAAGGACAGAAGAUAAAUGGGGGAAUGGGAAAGAGGACAUCCCAUCCGGGUGCUAAUAUGUCCCAAAUAUAGAGAGUGGAGUGAACAAAGAGUUGCUGAGCUGCCAAUUUCCUACCAGCUGUAGGAGUCAAUCUCACAUUCCAUCUCCCAACAUCACUCUGCGGCACACAAGGGAUCACAGAGAAGGUAGAGCUCACAAAUCAGCACUCCCUCACCGCCCGCCUGGAGCUCUACUGACCUCCCACAUGCCUGCAUGCCUGCCUGCAUGCCUACCUGCACGCCUGCCCAAACAGCCCGGCCAGCAGCCCCACUGGACCCCAGGUAAACCCCCAGUGUGUGUGUGUCUGUGUCAUUGUGUGUGUAUGUCAGUGAGUGUGUGCGUGUCUGUCAUUGAUUGUGUGUGUUUUUCAGUGUGUGUCUGUGAGUGAGUCAAUGAUUGUGUGUGUCUGUCAGAUUAUGUCAAAUCAGUGACUGUGUAUGUCAGUGUAUCUGAGAGUGUGUUUCUGUCAAAGUGUGUGUUAGUCUUUAACAGGAAGAGGUGUGGCCUUGACAGGAAGGGGUGGGGCAUAUGUAAAUUAGGGGAGUCCGAGUUUCGUCAUGCCUAGGGCACAGAUCCAAAAUACAUCACUGCAUAUAAGUUGUUUAUUUUUUUUGUAGUGAGCCGACCUGGGGAAUUCUGAAUGCUCUCUGUUAUUUUCAUACAAGAAACACAAACUUUUAGAACCAUUCCAGUUCUUACAGAACCAGCAAUAUGCGUUAACACUUGCACACUUGGAGGUAAUAUGUUUAUGUACUGUACAUGAUGAACACUGAAAACAAUGUUUUUGUCAUCAUCCCUAACUUCCUUUGCACAUUUCAAUCCUUCCCCACCCUGCUUUCUAAGAUCGGAUGGCCUAAAAUUAAAUACAUUUUCACCACCUUUUUGUGGCAGGAAAACAUUUAAGAAUUGCUUUAAUAAAACAACUGACUUCUAAUUCGGGACAUAAUCUCUUAAAUUUAGUUUAGCAGAUGAUUUACAGUUUUACAACCUUGGAACAACAGUCCUCCCCACCCCCCACUGAUGUUGACCUUUUUAUACAGGGUGGGACAAAAUUUAGAGUAGGAUUUGAAAGGUAAAUAACUAGUAUGUUAGUAGUUAAUUUUUUGUGUCAGGUACAUAUUAUAACUUGGAAAAUCCAUCAUGGGUAAUUUCACAGAGUACUAAUGAGUAAAAACACUGGAAUUUAAUUUUCAAAAUUGCAGGUCCAUUAUUUUGACGCAAAUUCUCAGAUUAAUUGGCAGCCACGUUUUUACUUCUUGUGGUGAUAUCCGAAGAAGCGGAUGUAUGUGAACAAACUACGUAAACUUGAGCAGCUAAAGGAGAAUAUCCGUGCAGAAAUUCAAGCACUAGAGCCCCAAAUAUUAUGACCAUAUUAUGAACAAUGCAAUCGAAAGAGUUGGCAACUACACUUUCCUGACAUAUAGCAAAAUGAACCUAAAAUGUUUUCAACACACUUAAUAUGUAGAUCACCUAUUUUAAGGUUUUCUAAGUACAGUGCUUACACAUAAUUUAUAAAUAAAUCUGUUAAUGGGUUUGCUAGUACACCACUAAGCUCCUUUAAUAAUUUUGGGUGUAUUCCAUCAGGCCCCAUUGACUUACCUGUCUUUACUUUUGACAGUUGAAAUAGAACCUCUUCCUCUGUAAAGAACAGUUGAAAGAGCCUCUUCCUCACAUGUAUCAAAUUAUUCAUUUGUCCUUUUUCCUAACUGAGGUCCCUUUCCUCCAUUUUCAUCUGUAAAUGCUGAACAAAAAUAUUAAUUGAGGCAGUCAGCAAAACCUUUAUCCUCUUCUACAUACUUUCCUUCUUUUGUUUUAAAACUAUCUAAUCCAAGUUUUACAUUCCUUAGAUUAAAAAUAAAAGGACAGGAGAAUACAGGACGUGAUCUCACUUCCCAUCCUCCUGCACUGCCUCUUCCGCUCUCUUACUGCACUGCACUGAGGAAACCUGGCAAGCAGAGAAGGAUCGCCAGCAGGUCUUACUCAGAGGGUGGGAGGAAAUAUGGGAGUGAGAUCACUUCCUGUAUUCUCCUUUGGUUUUUAAUCUAACUAAGAAAAGUAAAACAAGGAUUAGUUAGAUUUAAAAUCAAUAUUGUGGUACUGUGAAAUAGCGGUGGGCUUAACACAAUAAGCCCACACAAUGGACCUGAAUCCCCAUAUUUAUUUGCGGAGAUAGGUGAUUUAAAGUAGACUUACAGAAUAUAGAAAUGUAUUUUAUGAGGGCGCUGUAACUUAUUCUGUAUUAUAUCACUACGGCAGCACCAUUUUAUAUAUGAGCAUAACUUUGUGUUCCAUGAUGGACAUAGCUUUGAUCUCUACAGUGGGAAUUGUUCAAAAACCAGCUCAUUACCAUCUGUACAAUUUACUUCUGCCGUAAUGGAGCUCUGCGUGUCUCUUUUCCCCUAUUUGGAGAUCUGUGCAUCUCGACCUGUUUAAAGAUUUAAUCAUCAUCACAGGUACCUGCUUGUGUACAACACACUUUUUCUCAUGGCAGAUUUUACAUUUGAAAAUUCUUGUAAUAAACAGAAAUUUACACACAAAAAAUACCCCUCCAACCAGUAGCCCACAGCGCUGAUGGCUACCAACGGGAAACCCAGGGUUGUAACUUUUAGAACUGAGUUGUGGCAUUUUCUCCAUCUGUAUGCUGGGUUUUCUGGAUAUCAUCUUAAAUUCUUAUUUAUUUUUACAAGGCUGUAUAUGGUUAUUUAGUGUUAUGUGGGUUUUCCCUCUGUUGAGAUAUAGCUCAUUGUAUUUUGUACCAUGAGUAAUUUAGUUAUUUUUAUUCAUUUAUGCCUUGUCACUCCACUAUAAAUGUUGCUUUAAAUACCUGACAAAUCUUACUCGUAUCCGUCACUAUUUAAGGUUCUGUCACUGUUUUGAAUCAAGUAUUCAAAUCUACGUAUUGUAAUAUUUGACUAAUGAAAACACUUAUAAAAAAUGUUUGCAACUCAUAUUUACGUUUUAUUACUACUGAAAAAUAUAUUACAGACCUCAUUUUACAAUAGGAAGUCAGAUCUGCUAGCUAAUGCUAUGAACAUAAUCAACCCAUGGCUGCCAUAAUGAAAUCUCUCUGCUAUCAAUCUGGAUACUCCACUUCCUGGUGUCUUAAUCUACGUAAAUGGAAGGAACACAUAAGGCUUCUCAAAAUAAUUUCCUGCACUUCACGUGAAUGUUUGAAUGGUACGUGUGCAUUGCUGUGUAGUAACUGACUAUGUUAUGCUUCUUAGACAACAUUCUACAUAGAACUCAAUGAGUGCUGUAUUUUCUUUUAGUUAUUUUUGAAUUAUUAAGGUUUUACAAUCAAAUGUUAAUCAAUGUUAAUUAGUCAUUUCAGCAAAAAUGCAUAAAAAAAAACCACCCAAAAACAAAUGUAUUCACUUUAACAGUAUUCGCCAUGCUAUGUGAUGUAGCCAAGGUUGAUCAAUUUGUACAUUUGCAAGCACUUUGUGUUUGCUUUCCUAACAACACAUUCAUAGGCGUGCGCAGCCUAUUGCAUUAGGGUGUGCACUCUAUAGCACAAAUACACGCCAUGUGUAUAUGUAUGUGUAUGUGUAUGUAUAUGUAUAUAUAUAUAUAUAUAUAUAUAUAUACACAUACACACAUAUAUAUAUAUAUAUAUAUAUAUAUAUAUAUACACACACACAUACAUACACUGCUGUGUGUGUGUGUGUGUGCUGUUAGUGUGCUGUGUGUGUAAGGGUGCUGUGUGUGAGGGUGCUGUUAGUGUGCUAUGUGUGAGUGUGCUGGUAGUGUGCUGUGUGUGUGACGGUGUUUGUGUGUGUGUUUGUUCUGGUCCUGUUAGUGUGCUGUGUGAGAGUGCUGUUUGUGUGAUGUGUGUGUGUGAGGGUGCUGUGUGUGUUUGUCAGGGUGCUGUUAGGAUGCUGUUUGUGUGUGAGUGUGCUGUUUGUAAGCUGUGUGUGUGAGAGUGCUGUGUGUAUGUGUUUGUGAGGUAGCUGUUAGUGUGCUGUGUGUGAGGGUGUUGUGUGAGAAGGUGCUGUGUGUUUGUAAGGGUGCUGUGUGUGUUUGUGAGGGUGCUGUUAGGGUACUGUGUGUGUAAGGGUGCUGUGUGUGUGUAGGUGCUGUUUGUUUGUGGGGGUGGGUGUGGGGGCAGAUUAGUUAAUCGUCCAGCUCCCUGGGUCCUCUCCUGCCUCCCUCCAUGCUGCUGUGGGCCGGUGAGGUAGAUCUUUGAUCUCCAUACCGGCCCAUGGAGGCUUAGAGCAGAGCCGACUCUCGAAUAGCGCCGGCUCUGCAUGAACCGACGGGAGAUCCUGAGAUCUCCCCUGCCAGUCUCUAUCCAUAGACGUGCCACGGGGAUUAGGGUGUGCCCAGGCAAACCCGGUACCCCCUGUGCGCACGCCUAUGAACACAUUGUUAAUAAAUUGCAGUAGUUUAGAAACUCUAACAAUCUUAUUUUUUCUGGAGGGUGUGUUGCAAACCAAGAAAUAUGGAAAAUAAUUGUGUCCCUUUUUUUCUAUAAUAGAUUUCAGCAAGGGCCUUUCCCCCCUCAUCUAGUCAUGUCAAAAAUGGGGAUGGUUUUAAAAAUCGGCCCUGUUUUAGCAGGUUUUGCACAUGGCUAGUGUCCUCUAAGAUGGAAUUUCAGGAAAUUCCAUAUAGAUCUGCCAUUCGGGUGAGUGGAGGCAUGCUGUUGGCCUCUAUAUUCAGGUGUGGGGUUACAAUGUCCACAGAAGAGAGAAGCAAGAAGCCAUUUUGGAAGAAACACAGAGAGAGCUGAGCAACACCAGUUCCUGGCCCCUGCCAAAUAAAAGACUAUAAUAUUAUCUUUUUCUCUACCCAAUACCCCUCGUGACUGCCUGAGGGUUCGAUUGAGCACCUAUUAUUUUCCUUUAUUAUAUUGUACUUUAACCCCUUACUAUUACAGUGAUGGCUAUAAUUCCAUUAUGUGACUAAUGUACCAGUUAGUGUUUCCCUGUUCAAACCCGGGAGACCCAAGUAUCCUCUGAAUCCUGGGACUCCUAUAGAUGAGCUUUGUACAGUGAUCACAGAGUGUGCUGCAUAGUCUUCAACCACAACCCAAUGAUGUUACCAUGAUGUCAGUGAGUAUGCUACCAGUGAAAGAGAGACACACGCAUUUCAAAGUACCCUAAUCGGGUCUCACCACACGUCCCCUCCUUCCAGUUUGAUCAUCUGAUCAUACAAUGCGAUCAGCACCGGAUGUACUGCAGCCCUGCUUUAAUCAGUGUGUGUCUUCAUGAAAAACUCUUGAAUAAUAUAAAAGUAAGUUGAGUUUUUUUGUUACUAUAGAUAAGGAUUAGACAACCAUGACACACAAGAUGUGGACCUGAUGCUUUGUCAGCAUUAUAGCUGCAAGGGCAUUAUGGGAGAUGUAGUGCACAGCAUCUGUAAUGCUGUAGAUUGCCUACCCCUGCUGUAGACAACCUAUUCUGUGCAACCACUAGGCCUCACACAUGAGCUCAUUUUGUGCGUGUCUUACCAUUUUCUUUACCAGAAAUAACAUUGCAUAAACUGGUUUUUAAUCCAAGCAAGCAGAGCAGGAAGUGGAAACAGAGAAAAUAAAGCCUUAUAACCACACAUACAUUAGGUCACUAAUAUUUAUAAGAAUGCAGAAAGUUAUAAUGAAGGUACAGUAUUUGCCAAAAGAUAACGUGACUGGAUUUUUUCAUGUGUUACGUUGCUCAAUUUCAGCAGCCAUUAGGCAAGGUCUGUUUAGAAGAUACUAUUAUAUGUAUUAUAAUUGGUGCAUUCACUUUUAUUAACACACAUGAAUGUACUGUAUACAAAGACAUAUUAAUAGAACAGAAGACAGAUCUAAAUGGGAGUUUACAUCAGACUAGUCUAGCUGUUCAUUCUAUGUUGAUUCAUAAUUAAUUAGAAUAUAAAAUAUCUUUAUAAGGAGCAACAAGGGAAAUGAGAACAAGAUUUAAGUAAUACUAAGUAUUUUUGUUCUCACCCUCGCUGUGCUGUUUUGUCUGAUUUAAGAACUCUGUGUGGGUGGACAGCGGCAGUAUCACAAGAUGUGUGUCCCUUAAUUCAAAGUUUUGCCAUAUGUAAGGAAAAGACUCUUCACUGAAUCAAACUCUUCUAAUCAUCCGUUUGGAAACAUGGAGAUGCUUUGAAGCACUGUUUCUGCAUUGAUAUAUGCAUCAGCACAUCUUUGUGCUGGACGUUGUUCCUAAAGGUACAAUAAAAACCCACAUAUAGAUUUAUCAUUGUGUGUCAACAAUUCUGUAAGGUGAGCCUCAUGUUUUAUGUUCACUAAUAGUUUGAAAAAAAAUCCUUAGAAAGACACAUAGUGUGUUUAUAUAUUAACCAAUUAUGUAUCCUAACCAUUACCCAUUAUAGUUUCUGUUUUUACCCAUUAUAGUUUCCUUUUGUACUUACGUUAAAUGUUUCAGCUUUUGAGGCUGUUUGUCUAAUGCUCAAACCACACAAAGGUUAAUGUGUACUACAAGCAUGAAUGCCACACAGUGUCUUUUAAUCAGAAAAAAAAAAUAUUUUUUGGUGGUCAUAUUUUGUUUCGGAAAAAAAAAAUUGCAAUGUAUCACUUUAUCAUGUUGCUUAUCUAUCUGAAAUUUAAAUAUGUAUAAUGUGUGACCACACUCUAAUGCAGAUAUAUUUGGGCUCCCUCUUUCCUAUUUAGGUUCCUAACAGCACUUUUGUUAUCUGGUUAAAGAAAAACAAAAAUUUAGGAAAAUGUAUUCUCUUUAUUUGUAUCUGUUAUCAUUAGAACAGAGAUUGGUGCUUUAUGCUUUAUUUCUUUAAGUUAGUUUUCUGAGCUAAUGCUUGAAUGGUAAUUUAAAAUAAUUUGCUAAAUAUAAAAUUUUUAUAAAAAAAACAAACAAAAACACUUUCUUCGAGGUGUGCACCCUAAUGGAAUGGGACAGAUUACAUUGAAUGAGAUAGUGUGACUGUGUGACUGUGAUUCAUGUUGUAUCUGUCAGUAGGUGAACUUGCGCCAUUAGUUUUUCCAUAAAUGUUUUUUAAAUAAAUGUAUUGGGAGUUAAAUAAUUUCAUCUCAGGGUUCUGAGGAUAAAAAUAGCCCAGUUGACUGUCUGUUUCUACCAAUAAAUAUUUUUUUUCCACUUAACCAUUACUUUUUUUAAAAUUAUUUAUUUUUCACCCGGUAAGUACAGCAGUUUAUGUUUCACAAAUUGGCAUGCGCAGAAGCCGUCGUAACUCAUCACUUAUCAAAAGACCUCCUACUUUGCCACCAUGAUCUAAUAUUACCAACUUGGUUUUGGCUGAGUAAUAUUCGUUGCUGUUCACCAGGUGUUUUUUAAAUUUUUAGUCAGGCACCAAGUAACACGCUGAUAACCUUAAAUCAAAAACGUUUCAUCAGUAGAACUCUAUGGACUCAGCCUUCCAGUUUGAUCACAUCCGGCUGGAAUAUAGGCUAUUCCCUCAUAAAACAAGGGAUAGAAAGGAAGGAUAGAAAAAGAAAAGAGAAGAAGAUAAUAGGCAUGUGCAUGGGAAAAUUUUACGGUUUGGCUCGGCAUUCCGAAAUUCGGGACUUCAGUAACUUUGGCACUUCGACACUUCAGCACUUUGGAACUUCGGCAUUUCUGAACUUCUCUUGCAGCCGCUUGGUAGAUAACUCCCUAAUUCCCAUGGUAUUAGGGAGUUAUCUACCAAAAGGCUGAAAGACCUAAAUAGGUCUUUCAGAUGAAUUUACUAAUACUAAGUAAAGAUUACUUAGUAUUAGUAAAUUAUGCCCCUACUCGCUAUACCGCGAGUAGGGUCAUGUCUAGUAAACUGUAAGCAGCCUGUGGCUGCUCACUGUUAAAAAAAUUUUUUUUUUUUAAAAAAGGGUCCCCCCCUCCCGAGCGGUGGGUGGGGGCCCUAAAUACUAAUUGGGGGGUACAUAAUGUCCACCCCCCUGGCCCCCACCCCUGAGCAGUGAGUGGGGGCCCUAAAUACUAAUUAGGGGGGACCUAAUGUCCUCCCCCCGGCCCCCACCCCUGAGCGGUGGGUGGGGGCCCUAAAUACUAAUUAGGGGGGGACCUUAUGUCCUCCCCCCUGGCCCCCAAACCCCUAGUCACCUCCCUCCCCAAAAAAAUUAACCCCUACCUACCCGCCUCACCCUAAAAAUAAUGAGGGGGGACCAUUUAACUAAGUACCUGUAAAAAAAAAAAAAAAAAAAAAUUACCAUUUGAUGUUUUCUUUCUUCUAAAAUCUUCUUUUUUCAGCCCCAAAAAAGGCCAAAUAAAAAGCCAUAAUAACCGACGCACUUAAAAAAAAAAAAAAACGAACUCAAAAAAAAAAAAAUCCAUCUUCAACCAUGGAGGGCUCCGCGCAGACUGAGCUCUGCAGGGUGCCUUGCCCCGCCCUGCAAUUAGUCUCAGAGCACUCUGAUUGGUGGGUUUAAGCCAUCCAAUCAGAGUGCUCUGACAGGUAAAUGAAGACACUGACAGGUAAGUCUUUUACCUGUCACAGCACUCUGAUUGGUUGUCUUGAAAUCCACCAAUCAGAAUGCUCUGUGUCAUUUUACACAGCGUGGGAAAGUUCUUUGUAAUGUUCCCACGCUGUGUAAUUUGACUCAUAACUGAUUGGUUACGUUCAAUCCACCAGAGGGGAGGACAUUUAAAUUUAGGGCCCCCACCCACCGCUCAGGGGUGGGGGCAAGAGGGGAGGACAUUAGGUUCCCCCACCUCAUUCUAAUUUAGGGCCCCCACCCACCGCUCAGGUGUGGGGGUCAGGAGGGAGGACAUUAGGUCCCCCCCCCUAAUUGGUAUUUAGGGCCCUCACCCACCACUCAGGGGUGGGGGCCUGGGGGGAGGACAUUAGAUACCACCCCUUAUUCUGAUUUAGGGCCCCCACCCGCUGCUCAGGGGUGGGGGUCAGGGGGGAGGACAAUAGGUCCCCCCCUUAUUUUACUUUAGGGCCCCCACCCGCCGUUCAGGGGUGGGGUCCGGGGGGGGGGCAAUAGGUCCCCCCUUCAGGUUAGGAGGAGAGAUGUGUUUUUUUGUUUUGUUUUUGUUUCACAGUGAGCAGCCACAGGCACUGUUUAAUAGACAUGCCCCUACUCGCGGUAUAGUGAGUAGGGGCAUAAUUUACUAAUACUAAGUAAUUUACUUAGUAUUAAUAAAUUUGUCUGAAAGACUAAUUUAGGUCUUUCAGCCUUUUAGUAGAUAGCUCCCUAAUACCGUGGGAAUUAGGGAGUUAUCUACUUAUUCAUUCCUGUCAGUACAUUUACAGGCCAAGUAACUUACAUUUUAUAUGAAUGUGUGUUACUUGAUUGUUGUAAGUGUUGCAAAUGCUUACAGCUGAAUCCUGGCUACGUUUGUAUACUUUUUAUUUAAAAUUGUAUACAGUGUAACAUUCUUCGUCUUCCACUGGGUAAGUAUAUUAGUACUUAGGCAAUUCUGCACUUCGGAAAUUCGGUAAUUUCGGCUAUUCGGACAUUUGGAAGUACCCGAAUGUCCAAAUUCCCCAAAAUUCAUCUGAAUUCAUAUUCGGCCCGAAACGAAUUGCACAUGUCUAGAAGAGAAAGAAAAGGGUGAGGAAAGAAGGAGAAGGGAAGGAGGGGGUUGUACCUUGAGCGAGCCCUAUAUUUACCGCUCACCGGCUGGUCCCAAGGCCCAACAGGUGCCUUCGUUAUUUCCAUAAGAGUAUCCCACUCUCAACUAAAAAAAAAAGGCUCUCAUGUUCCUGCCGUGCCCACUAUGCUAUUGUCCCAUGGCUCCCAAACUUUUUCAAAAGCUGCUGUAUUCCCCUGCACUCUGGCCGUCAGGUCGUCCAUUAAUUUGCUUUCUCUAAUCCUAGAGAUCACUCCCGAGAAACCUGGGCCCUCCGGUCGCAGCCAUUCGGCUGCGAUUGCUCAUCUUGCGCUUAAAGUGAUUGUAUGCACCAAUUUUUGUUCUCUCCUGGUCCAUCCCUCUAUUGAUCUGUUUAGGAGGUAAACCCAUGGGUCUAGGACCAAGGGCCUGUUAAAAACCUGUUCCAUUAGAUUCUCUACUGACUUCCAAAAGCCGAGUAUAGUCGGGCAUUCCCACUACAUAUGUAUAUAUGUUCUUCUAGCACUGCAUCCCCUCCAGCAAUUAUCCAAAUCUGUUUUUCGCAUCCUGAACAACUUCACGGGUGUAGUAUACCACCUGAACAUGGUCUUCCACAUCUGCUCCUGAAGUGUUACACAAAUUGAAGCUUUUUUAUUCGCUUCGCAUAUCUCUUGCCAUUCAAUGCCUUCCAGUACCUCUCCAAGGUCUGCUUCCCACUGAUCCGUGUAAUACAACUGACCCCAGUCUUUAGUCUUGUCACAGAGGUGGGAGUACAGUGUUGUUAUUAGUCCCUGGGGUGCCGGACCCGCCGAGCACAGCCGUUCAUAAAAGGUAUGUGGUCCCCGGGCCGCUGCUUUGAUGUUUGGUCGUCUAGUAAAGUCUUGAAGCUGGAUAUAUCGGAAGAAAUCGGCUGGCGUCAAGUGUUGUUCCCGUUGAAGCUCCCCGAAGCUCACGACUGUUCCGCUCCGGUAUAAGUGGCAAAUCCUCUGCAGGCCAGUUCUCUCAAUGUUACGAAAAUCCCUUGGAACCAUUCCGGUGGGGGAAUUCCAGGUUUCGAUACAGCGGAGUCAAGGGGUGGGGGUGUCGAGGCCAGCCCGUACUUCACAUUGGUAGCAUCCUAGAUUCGAAUGGAGUUGAGAAUCAACGGGCAGGUCACCCGUAUCUUGGGUCUGUGUUCUCUAGGUACCCACAUUACGAACUGGGGGAUAUCCGAGCCCACCAUCAGGGACUCCACCUCGACCCAUCUCCUCUCCUCUGGCGGUGGAGAUGCGGAGUGGGUUGGGGAACGGUAACACAUAUAUGGUGGGAAUGCACACUGCUCCCCCUUUGCUCAUGGUUUUCGGGUCCACUUGGGGCUGUCCGGAAAGUACAAAUAGUUCUUUAGGUGACCAGCUCUGUCUGGCGUGAUAGCCCAUCUGCGUUCCCGUUGUGUUUUCCAGGUCUGUAAUGGAUAGUGAAGUCAUACGGUUGCAGGGCUAGACAACCCAGUUGAGCCAGACUAAGGGGUUAUGGUCAGUAAUGAGGGUGAAGGCGCGGCCAUACAGAUACGGGUUUAACUUCUUCAAUGCCCAUACCAAGGUUAAGCACUCUUUCUCAAUGGCCGGGUAACUGACCUCCCGGGGUAGUAGUUUCCGACUAUCCAGUGGCCCAGAUACUGUACCUCCGCCAUACUAAUGUGACAUUCAUCUGGUUUCAAGGUUGGCCGGCUCCCCGAAUCCUAUCUAAGACUAUCCCUAUAUGCUCUAAGUGAACCUCCCAAGUGCCACUGUAGAUAGCAAUGUCAUCCAGGUAUGCACAAGCAUAAUCUUGGAGACCAUCUAGAAGGCGAUCCACCAUCCAUUGGAAGGUGGCUGGACCAUUCUUCAUUCCGAACGGCAUAACCCGGAACUGGUAUAGGUCGAACGGAGUGACGAAUGCCUCCUUGGCUAGGGGAAUCUGCCAAUAUCCCUUGCAGAGGUCGAUAAUGGUCAGAUAACGUCCCCUAGUGAUACGGUCCAACAAUUCGUCUACCCUGGACAUAGGGUAGGCAUCGCUGACUGUCUUGUUGUUGAGCCGCCUGUAGUCCACGCAAAAAUGGGUCGUGCCAUCCCGUUUUGGUACCAGGACUACAGGUGAGGCCCAAGGACUCUCAGAGUGCUCAAUGACCCCUAUGCAGAGCAUUUCAGCAAUCUCUUUUCGCAUGCCUUCUCAGACUGCCUCGGGGAUACGGUAUGGGGGCUGUCUCAAGGAGGCCUGACCUGGGGUGUGAGUAUCUAGGGUGGGGUAUACUGGAUCCUGUGAGAGAGUUGCCUGUUUGGCAACCAACAAGUGGAUCGCUUGAGGCUGUUCCUGCGCUCCUAUUCAUUCCCCUAGCUGGACCAACUCUAUGGCCCCCUCACUGGGGUCACCUCCUAGCAGGUCAGGUAAGGGUAGGGUGUCAGGGUCCUCAGUGGCUGGGGCACAUACUGCUAUUACCUCUUCCUCCCUGCCUUUGUACACCUUGAGCAUGUUUAUGUGAAGCGUUCAUUUCACCAGCUCAUUCUC